Messenger RNA from Marchantia polymorpha subsp. ruderalis, 4282 nucleotides. The record is from the annotation of a GenBank genome assembly. Lineage: Eukaryota; Viridiplantae; Streptophyta; Marchantiopsida; Marchantiales; Marchantiaceae.
GGACGGAUAUAGAUCGACGCUUAUAAAGAUGGAAUCUCACACUUAAUGGAUGGAAAAUUUCGCGAAAAAGUCAGACGAGACGAGAGUCGAGAGUCGAUGGACGACGACACUCGAGACAUUGGAGAGUAGGAGAUGUUGUGAACUUCAGGAAGAAACGCUCCUUUCUUUGAUCCCGACGUACUCGCUCGGUCAAUCGAUCAUAUACACUCACAUGGGAAUGUCCCGGAGCCCGAGAAAGACAGUAGAUUGAUUGAGAAAAAAAGAAGAAAAUUGAGUGAUUGUGGAUGGUGGUGAACCAUGUUUAUCAAGCGGUUUCUUCAGAAGGCGGGAGCGGAUACUGUGGGUUUUCUGUCCAGUCAUUGUUUCGAUUGAUUACGUGUGUUGCUUGAUCUGCUGCUUCGAUCGCCUGGACCUGCUUUGGUUUGGUGGAUGGAUGGAAGUUUGCUUGAAAUUUUGCUGGACCACUGAGCCGGCAAUACCAGCAGGUGGUCUCAAAGCAUCACACUUACAUCCCCAGCUCGCUGCGCACCAUGGAAUCUUCCACUCGGCCUCAAUCCUAGCCUACGAGCCUGUUCAACGGCUUCUUGCUGUUGCCUCUACUGAUGGACGAGUUAAGCUGCAGGGUGCUGAUGGUAUUGAAGCACUGCUACAAUCGCGCAGGCAAGUCGCCUGUAAGUUUUUGGAGUUUAUGAACAAUCGAGGUUUUCUUCUGCAUAUAAAUACACAGAAUGAAAUUGAAGUGUGGGACUACGAAAGAAAAGAGUCUGUUUAUCUCGAACCUUGGGAUGGAGAUAUCACCAGUUUCUACGUACUACAGGGAUCUCCUUUCAUGUUGCUUGGUGAACAUUCUGGUCUCGUGGUUGUGCUCCAAUAUGCCGAAGAGGAGAAGCUUUUGAAAAGAAUGUCCUACGGCAUUCCUGCACAUAUUCCGCUUGGUGGACUUGUCAGAGCUGGGAGUCAGGAUGCUCCUUGUGUUGUUUCGACUCUCGCGCAGCCUGAUGUUCUAUUUAGCAGGGUACUCAUUGCUUAUGGGAAUGGCCUUAUCAUCCUAUGGGGACUACACGAGAACCAAGUGCUUGCUGUGCGCGGAGGUACUGAAAAUCAACGCCGUGAAUUGUCGAAUUUCGCGAACAGCCUCAAAGGCCGUGCUAUUGCUACUUCUAAGCCUUCAGACGACGACGAGGAAGAGCAGGAAAUAUGCUGUAUGUGCUGGGUUUGUCCGGUUGGUAGUGUUGUAGCUGUAGGGUAUACAAACGGUGAUAUUUUGCUUUGGGGGUUGCCAACUAUCAUCAAAGCAAAGGGACUAGUGGAAAUGGAGCUUGUCGAAGGCCCUGCCUAUUCUGGUGUGCCCAUCAGGAAAUUGGAUCUUGCACAUGGUAUGGUUAAGAUGCCGGUUGUAGGUCUCACCUGGUGUGCCAGUGGAACUUCAACCAGGGGAGCCAGUGGCAGGCUCUACGUUUUUGGAGGUGGGGAAGUGGGUCGACCCGAAGCUCUCAUGGUCCUCUCUUUGGAUAGCUCAAAUCCGGAACAAGGCGGUGAGAAGCUUUUGCAAUGGGAUCUCACUUUACAGGGCCCUUUCGCAGACAUGGCAUUGUUACCACCUUGGCCGGCUGGUGAUGGUCUCUGUACUCCUGCAGCAGCUCUAGUUCUGCUCAUGAGUCCAGGGCUGCUACAUGUGUAUGAUGAACUCAGUAUUGCCAGUUACUUCGCUUCUUUAGCUGAAGGCACGCCCUCUCCUCCACUUCCACAACCAGUGCCAUUACAGCUCCAUGUAACAGAAACAAACGUAACUUGUGCCAAGCUGGUUUUGGUUUCAAAUGAUGGAGUGGCUGCCAGAGCUUUGCUUCAGAUGCCGCCGGUAACAAAGAGUUCAGUGCCUUCUACUUUGCCAGCUGGUACCAAAUGGCCUAUUAGUGGAGGUAAGCAAGUAUCGACGGGUUCUUCUUCUCAUACCAAGGACAUUUGUGAGAAAAAUGUCUACGUGACAGGUCAUCGUGACGGUGUUGUGAACUUCUGGGAUGCUGCUUCACCUUCUUACAACCUCCUAUGCUCGGUGACGAAUCAGAGUAAGUUGGGUGGAAAUUGCCCCGUGACAACGAUGGAGUUCUGUUCUUCGACUGGUUUGCUUGCCACUGGUGAUGAACACGGCAUGGUAUUUGUUUACAGGUUGCAGAAAGAAAACAGUGAAGUACGUUGCCGAUUUGUCACUCGUGAUGUCGCCGAAACUGAAGAGGAAUUGCAAAAGGCGGAUGGAAUCUUUGGCUGCAUUCUUGUUUUAAAACGUCACGAGGCUCCCAUUCGAUCAGUAGCUCUUGCAAGCUCUUUAUUUCGUCUAGCCGUUGGUGACGAACGAGGCAAAGUUUCUAUGGUGGAUUUACAGUCGAAGACAGUUAUUUUAUAUGCGAACUGCUUCUCGAAUCAUCCUUCCAGCAUUUUGUCUCUUGCAUUUUCAGCUGAAUAUGCAUCCACGUCGAUUCCGCAGUCCCCUGCCUCCUCAUCACCUAGGAUAAGAAGUCAGCAGGAUCCAACAAGUCAUGUGCCAGUUUUGUAUGUACUCGGGAAGGAUGCGAACAUGGUCGCUUACGAUGGUAGUACAGGAAUUGUCGUUGGUCAAGGGCCUUUCAAGCCCAUGCAUUCCUCAACAGCUGUUUCUUUUCAUCUUUUAGAUGCCGAUGGUACUCCAAUCUGUCUUCCAAGUCCCUCUUCAAAACAAGUCGUAGAAGGAGGAACCGAAGAGAGCGAAUCUGCUGAGAACGAGUCAAAUAGCAGUGAAGAACCGAGUUCCGUAACCUCUUGGACAUGUUCAGAAGCCCAUUUUUUACUUCUUUGCUGUACAGAUUCGUUGCGUCUUUACGCCACAUCUGCAAUUGUACAGGGUCAUCCUGUAUCCUUAAAAAAAAUCAAACUGGAGAAGACAUGUUGCUGGACUUCAGCUUUCCGGGAGAAGACAAACGAUUCGGGAUUGAUACUGUUAUUUACUAAUGGAGACAUUGAAUUUAGGUCGUUACCAGAUUUGGAAUGUGUGAAGGACACAUCCUUAAGCGAGUGUGUGAAGUGGAAAAUUGAGCUGAAUGAGUUUCUUAUGAAAACUCUGGGAAGUAAUAUCAGAGGCCAGCUCGUUCUGAUAGAUCAUGGUAGGGAGGUUGUACAGAUCUCAUGUCUGGAAGAGGAUUCCGCCAGUGUCCAGCUGCUACCUCAACCACAACUGUAUGACAGGGAUGUUGCUCUAGCAGAUGAGCAUGCCAGUGCGGCAAGGAAUAUACCUAAGAAGAAGUCAAAUAUUCCCGGCAUGGAAGGUCUUCUAAAAGGCGUGGUUGGUGGAGUAAUAAAAGAGCUGAAGAACGCGCUUGAUCCUGAAGUACAGCACGUGCAUUCUGCCUCAGAGCUUCCAAAAUUAUUUUCUACACGUCCAUUUACCAUACCGUUGACAAACCGACCUAAAUCAGAGGUUUCUUCUGACAACUUGGACAUAGAUGAUAUAGAUGUCGACGACAUGCCAUCAGGACCUACAGCUGCUGCUGAACCUUCCAGUGGCGGAGGCUUUGGCAAAUUUAGAUGGAGCUUAAAAGGAAAGGAGAAGACUAGUCAUGAAGCGGAGGGUGAUAGAACGAAGCUCUUUGAAGGAGGGAAGGAGGCGCCUAAGGCACGAACUGCAGAUGAUAUUCGGGCGAAAUAUGGUCACCAGAGAAAAACUCAGGAGGUGUCGAGUGUAAUGGAAAUGGCUAGAAACAAGUUGAUGGAACGUGGUGAAAAGCUGCAGGGCAUUGAAAAUAGAACGUCGGAGCUGGAAGACAAUGCAGAAAAUUUCGCUUCAAUGGCUGAGGAACUUGCGAAAAGAAUGGCCGCAAAGAAGUGGUGGGAACUUUGAGAAAGUUCAACCAUUCUUCACGUGUACAUGUAAUACAAAAGCAUCGUAUAAGAUUUUUGACGUAGUAACUUAAACCAACUACCACCAUUCAUUUUGGUAUACACGGAGUAUACAAACUCCCCACCAGAUUGACGCUCUAUAGCUUGUAAAUAAGCGAUUAACAAUGCCUAUUAUUUUUUUCUCUCGUUACUCUUGAUGUGGAUCUUUGAGAGUCGAGAGAUGUUUCGAUUUGAGUCUCGCCCUCACCCAUCUUGUCUGGGUCCCGAGAACUGCAUGGAGGCUCCUUGAGAGCCAAAAAUUCGGAUUGACUGGAAUGUUUUUCUUGCCUAAGUUAAAUGGGCCUGACCUAUGGACUCUUGAUUUGACAUACAAAUGAUGGAUAUGAGACGAUAAUGUAUUAAUAAAAUCUGGCCU